Molecule: messenger RNA, 1716 nt
Organism: Alternaria rosae
Lineage: Eukaryota; Fungi; Ascomycota; Dothideomycetes; Pleosporales; Pleosporaceae
Product: heterokaryon incompatibility protein-domain-containing protein
Exons: 2
Coding region: 1-1716 (571 amino acids)
Source: RefSeq, a predicted model, not a curated record
AUGGAAGCACUACAAGCACCAUUUACCACGGGCUCAGACCGAUCACCAUAUCAGGCCAUCGAUUCAGACGGCGGAGAGAUUCGCUUGGUCGAACUGUUGCCAGGCGGCUACGAUGACUCUAUCAGCCUGUCACUACAUAUCCAUGACCUUUCAUGCCAAUUCGAAUAUGAAGCUCUCUCGUAUGCGUGGGGAACAGCGAUUAGUCCUCGCAAAGCACUGGUUGAUAAAAUCGAUCUGCGCAUUACCAAAAGCCUCGAUCAGGGGUUGAGGCAUCUUCGGUUCAAUGAUCGGCCCCGUAUGCUUUGGAUUGAUGCACUGUGUAUCAACCAGCGGGACAUACAGGAAAGGUCUCUUCAGGUCAAGCAUAUGGCCAUGAUCUAUAGAUCCGCGAAGCAUGUCUUGAUAUGGCUUGGCGAGUGGCCAAACUCUGAAGGCUGUUCACACCUGGAUGACUGCCAAGCGCUCUGGUUGAGUACGCUACGAGAAGAGGAAAGAGGAAAUCCAGCCUUGACUCCACUCCAUGUACGUGAGCAUUUCGUGGACAUUAUGGCGCUUCCCUGGUUUAGUCGCCUUUGGGUCAUUCAAGAGCUGGCAUUAGCGGAAAAGGACCCGAUCGUACUAGUCGGUAGCUUGAGCACAAGUUGGUCAUCUUUUUGCGAGACUGUUGAAGAUAUACUUCUGUACAGAUCGUCGGAAAUGGCAGACGAUCGUCAGCUUCUUGAUCAGUUCCAGAACGACUACACACGCGUUUCAGCGUUGGACCGAAUCAGAUCACGCUCCGACAGCCAUCAAGGCUUGUAUUGUUGCCUGAUCACAUCACAGUACGCGAUGUCUGCAGACCCUCGCGAUAAGGUCUAUGGACUCUUGGGACUAUGCGAUUUCCAGAUUACCGAGGCAAUAGCAGCUGAUUACUCGAAACCUCUACAGCACGUGUUGGCUGAGGCUACCGUCGUCUCGAUUCUAGAAGAGUCUGCUCUUCCAUAUUUUGGUGAAGAUACAAAACCUCCUGGAGCCUUUGAUCGGACAUAUUGGACUAAGUCGUCCUGGUUGAUAGACUUUACUUCGAUGUCUGGGAAGUCUGAAAUUGAAGAUGUGUGCAACUCAGAAUUGAGCUUGGAAGAGCGAGAGGAGCGACAAGGCUCGAUAAAACUGUCAGUGGAUUGCCAGACAAUGUAUACACAUGGCAGGUUUGUUGGUACUGUCUGUGAAACACUCGAUUCUUUGUGGGGCCUAAUGGAUGAGGGGAAUAAGACUCCGGAUGCUGCCUUAUAUGACUUCUACCACGGUGCUCUAAAGCCAAGGGGCGUAACUCCACUUACGCUUCUACUGACGAUUCGAAAGCGAAACUCCAAGUUCUAUGAUGACAGCCACUAUCACUUCGCCAGCCUUUUGCGUGGGAGCAGAGACAUGUUCCGUCUACCGCACGACGCCAUUCAAGAACAUGAUUUGUUCGUUACUGAAGAAGGACACUUCGGCUUCUCCUGGCACCUGGAUUGUAAACGCAUACAUGUAGGCGCUGUCCUGGUUUGUUUAUUUGGAACGCAAGUUCCAUUCAUCUUAGCACCACUGCCAGAAAUCGAGUCAUACGAGAUGGUCAACGUUGCUUAUGUACUUGACUAUGGCGAUCUGAUCCUAAAAAGAGAAGACAAGCAAAGCAAACGGAAGGCUUGGACAAACUUCGCCGCGGAGGGUGGCAAAGAGUACGCGAUAGUGUAA